Molecule: messenger RNA, 3866 nt
Organism: Armigeres subalbatus
Lineage: Eukaryota; Metazoa; Arthropoda; Insecta; Diptera; Culicidae
Gene: Su(z)12
Product: polycomb protein suz12
Exons: 6
Cellular component (GO): nucleus; RSC-type complex; ESC/E(Z) complex
Molecular function (GO): chromatin DNA binding
Source: RefSeq, a predicted model, not a curated record
UUAGUGCUGGUUGCAUCGAAAGAAAGGAAACCACCGCCCCGCGCCCUGCUUGCCACAUUCCUCUCCUGCUUGGUCAACAAACUUAAAAAAUCGGUAAUCGUAGCAGCGACUAACGCCAUCAAGCUGGAAGGGAAAGAGCUAAAAGGCUGCAGCGGCACCGCCGUCGCGGGAGGAGGUGGUAGCUCUGUUGCUGGUGGCGGCGGCGGCAGCAACAAUUCCAAGAACCGGAAGUCCGCGUCGAAGAAAAAGGAGAAAGAUACGGAAGUGGCCAAACAGCCAAAAAUGGAUUCACUCCAGACGGACCAUGAGCUUUUUAUGCAAGCCUUUGAAAAACCAACCCAAAUCUACCGUUAUUUGCGGACACGAAACAUGAUAUCUCCUAUAUUUUUGAAUCGUAAUUUAUCAUACAUGCGCCACAGAAUGUCGCGAUCACACAAAACACGAAAUGUCUUCAAGAUCGACUCAAUGUUGGCCCAAAAAAUGAACAAAAUGCGGAAUGACAAAGCAAAUGGAUUGUCGUUGACUGGUGAAUACCUGACGUUGCUGUUUUUGGGCUUUUUUGACCAGAUACACGACGACAGUAUGUCGGAUGAUCAAAAAAUGGCGGAUCUGGGUGAGAACAGCGCCAAAACAGUACAAGUGGAAACAGUUCUGUUGAAAAUUUCUCACAACAAACGUAAAGACAUCUCGUCGGCACUGAUGCAAGUGGCCAUUGGAAAGUCAGAAGUGAUAGUCAAUCCGGUAGAAAAACUAUCGGAGGAUAAGGUGCCUACUAUUAGCAUUGCAACAGAAUCGUUUAGUUCAGUUGGAAUAAAUCAGAUGACGGGACCGCAAUUGUCAUUCCUGUUAUUGUUUAGAGUUCAUAUGCAUUGUAAUUCAGAGAGCAACUACUGCGUUAUUUCUAACGGAGUUGAAGGAUAUGAAAAUGGGGGAAGUGAUGAUGAACCUUCUAGUAAAAGGCAAAAAAUCAGCGGAACCAACAAACUGUUCGGAACGGAAUUAAUCAUUUAUGACAAAUACGGACGGUGUUUACUGAAAGAAGGCGAUUAUGAACUUUCAGUACAAGAAAUAUUGCCACAUCAGCAACAGAUGCAGAAAUAUAACUCGCCGAAGAAAAAUGCGACAUGGGAAACUAUUCAGCCUCUGAACGGUGAUCAUCUCGACAUGGACAUCAUGGAUAUUUGCAAACAAAACGGACUAGACGAUCAGAACCCGAUUGUUAUGUUCAGAAAGUCGCCGAGCCUUAAGUUUCGCUUACAGUGGACAAAAGAAGCACUGCCUGUUCUGGUAGAUCGACCAGAGCCCGUGACGAUAAAUUUGAAUAGCAGCAACGACAAAGAAAAUCAUAAACCUGAAGCUCUUUCAUCUACAUUCAAAAGAAACCUCAGCAUUAACAUAAAUAACAAUAGCAUCCUCACACCUGCAGCAGCCACCGGAAACUCAAAUAUUCCCACUCCUUUGGAUGCCAAUUCCGGUGCACUCGUGCCCCUCGGAGCAACUAAUGCAACUUUAGGUUCAACAGAGCUUAAACUGUACAUCGAUGAACCCAAAAUUGAUCACAUUAUCUAUCAGUUUGUGUAUAACAACAACUCCCGCCAGCAAACGGAAACUAAGUCGGACUUUCAUUGCCCGUGGUGCAGUUUGAACUGUGGCACCUUGUACCCCCUGCUGAAACACCUGAAGCUUUGCCACGCCAGGUUCAUUUUUACAUACAUCCCCAUACCGCCGAGUGGGGCACGUAUCGACGUAUCGAUCAACGAAUUGUACGAUGGAUCUUACAAUGGAUCUCCCCACGAUUUACUCGGUACCGCAAAUGCCUUCUCCCGUCGGGGCCCUAUGCGUCGAACGGUCGUCACAAACCUUCUCGUGUGCAGACCCCGAAGGCAGAAGCACAGCCUAACGGAGUUUAUCGAGUGCGAUGAGACCGAGUUCGACAGCCAGCGACCGUUCAUCACCGGUCACAGCAGAAUGUACCACCACACAAUGACGUGCCUCCCGGUCCACCCGAAAGAGUUGGAUAUCGAUUCAGAGGGGGAAAGCGAUCCGCUGUGGCUGCAGCACAAAACAAUGCAAAUGAUCGAUGAGUUUACCGACGUGAACGAAGGCGAGAAGGAACUAAUGAAAAUGUGGAACCUACAUGUGAUGAAGUACGGCUACGUUGGCGAUUGCCAAAUUCCAAUUGCGCUGGAUAUGUUCAUCGACUGCCGGGGAAGGGAUCUUCUCAGGAAGAACCUUUAUCGCAACUUUAUACUUCACGUGUGCUCAAUGUUUGAUUUCGGACUGGUGUCUCCCGAGGUGAUGCAGAAAGCCAUUAGGAAACUACAGAAUUUGUUGUUUGAAAAUCCGGAUCUUCAAAAGCAAGUAGCUACAUCUCGAAAAGAUCAGAUGGAGUACUGGAAUACUGUAACCGUGCACAAGCAGGUCCUACCAAAGACGGAGAAGGCAACGGAUAGAGCUGGCGCAGGCGCAAGCGGAACUCCGUCCACUCCAUCCCAUAAAUCUGGCUCGUCAGGUUCCGGAGGCGACAAAAGGGUCAAACCGACCAUAACACCUGCCAAAAAUGUCCUCUCAAUAGCGGCGGGUACUGCGUCAAGUAGUUCCGCAUCGACUAUUGAUAAAAAUGCCAUUUCACAAUCCCGUCGUCGAAGUGCCAGUGCUGCGCUUCAUUCCAAUUCAUCAUUAGCCAGCAACACUGCCAACAAAGACACCCAUCAUUCAUCCGCUCACCUCAAUUCAUCUCAAUCGUCUUCUUAUCACUCCAACAAACGAUCGUCCACCACUGCUACCAACAGCAGUGGUAAUGCCACCAGGAGCAGCAUCGGCAGUGGUAAUAGCGGCAGCAACAGUACCAUCAAAACCUCCUCUAUUACAACAAGAAGGAAAUCUCUUUCCGUAAGUACCCAGAGGAAACGGUCCAUCAAUUGACCUUGGUUUUAAUUGCUGUGUGGGCGCUUGUUAUGAUGUAAUAAACUGUUAACAGAAACUGCCUAAUCUGCCACUUAGUUGGCUUUCUUAUGCCUGAGGUAGAAGUAAAGUCGAUCUUAAUAUCAAAGAAGGGUCUUGGAAGCGAAGUUAGGGUGUGUGCGAUGUGUGUGAGGAGCGCAACGAAGGAUGAACGCGUAAUCUAUUUGCAUUAUUAGUGAUAAGAAAUAUGAUAGAACGAUUUGGGUGUGUAUUCGUUCUUGAAUAUGUAUAGAACAAUGGAUAUGGAAGUGACAGAUGUACCGAUUCUAGCAAUCAGGUUUUAGAUUAAAAGAAUUGAACAACAAACGAGUUGUAGAACCAAGCCGACAGAAUUAGUUGAAAUGGAAAAUAGGACUGAAAGUAAAAUGUUCAUUAACUCAAGGAACUGUACAAGUCUAAAAGUGUAAGUCAGUCUGAUACUGUAAAUGUAUAAAAUUAAGCUAAGGGGGUUUAUUUCACAUCGUAUAUGUCAAUACAGAUGCUAAGAGUACUACAAACAUGUUUGUCCUUUCUGUAAAAUUCGUCAACCCAGGAACAAAAUAGAAUGUGCAUGUAUUUUUUGAAAAUGGUAUAACUUUAAGACAGUAAAACACUCAGAUAAAGUUAAGAAAACAUUAUAAACAAUAACCAAAAACAUCAAAUCAGGUAACAGAUACAAAUGAGGAUUUCCUUUUGAUUUCACAGUGUUGUCUAAUGGCUGUUUCCAACAUGUUUUCAAAACCGUUCUGUUACCGAUGAAAUCAUGAAGGUGGUUUGUUUGUAUGACUGUUGAAGUCAUAUCGAUGUGCAUGAACGCUUUUUAAUUUCUUUUAAAUCUGUUGAGAGCACAACUCGAAAAUUACUCCAUUCUGUUAAAUUGCGUAAUUUGAGUAUUGCAAUAAAUUUCGGUAGUUGAUAUUUUA